This is a messenger RNA of Nerophis lumbriciformis (worm pipefish), 744 nucleotides long. NCBI's taxonomy places the organism in Eukaryota, Metazoa, Chordata, Actinopteri, Syngnathiformes, Syngnathidae. The record is from RefSeq and is a predicted model, not a curated record.
AUGUUGUCCCGGUUAAAAAGCAAAGUUGGCUCGGUUCUGUUGCCGGGAGAUGAGUUCGCAUUGGAUCCCGUCGCCACCGGCGACACCAUCUCCUUAACGGCUCCUUCGAAGCCGAACAAAGUGGUUUGCGGACCCGGACUCCGGCGUAGCGGCGACUGCCUGGUGGUCUAUAAAAGCGGACUUUUGCGACACAAAGAACCUAACAUGUUCUGGAUUGAAGCUCAGCAGAAAAGGUACGUGGCCGCCAAAGGAGAAACGGUCAUCGGCAUCGUGACGUCCAAGUCCGGCGACGUCUUCAAAGUGGACGUGGGCGCCAGCGAGCAAGCCUCUUUGUCUUACCUGGCCUUCGAAGGCGCCACCAAGAGGAACCGACCGAACGUGCAGGUGGGCGACUUGCUAUUCGCCCAAUUGCUCGUAGCCAACAAGGACAUGGAGGCGGAGCUAGUGUGCGUGGACAGCGCGGGACGAGCCAACGGGAUGGGAGUGUUCGGAGCCGGCGGUCUUCUCUUCAAAGUCUCGCUGGGCUUGGUCAGGCGGUUGUUGGCCCCUCAGAGUGAUUUACGACAAGAGUUGGAGCAGCUUUUCCCUUGCGAGAUGGUGGUGGGGAUGAACGGUCGCCUGUGGGUCAAGUCUUCUAGCGUUCAGCGGACGCUGAUCCUAGCCAACUUGCUGGAGAGCUGCGAGAACAUGACGGCAGCGCAGAGGCGCCACCUCUUGACCAAGAUAGCCCAGGGGGGCUUCUAG